Penicillium mononematosum is the source of this 2217-nucleotide messenger RNA. RefSeq lists its product as uncharacterized. The record is from RefSeq and is a predicted model, not a curated record. Gene Ontology annotation, cellular component: Ino80 complex. Bases 1 to 2217 code for a protein of 738 amino acids. The transcript is spliced from 5 exons. Lineage: Eukaryota; Fungi; Ascomycota; Eurotiomycetes; Eurotiales; Aspergillaceae.
AUGGCCGAUUUCGAAAACAGCAUGAUGGACGAGUCCUUCGCGGCGUCCGAAGCUGCGGACGAUCAGUCUCACGGCAUGACCGCUAGCGCGACGGUCGGUACAAGACGGCAAGCGAACGGCACAAUUGGCUCUGUGUACUCCGGCAACAAGAUUCGGCACCUGAAGAAAGAUGAUGGCAUACCCCUAUGGCGCAAAGAUAUCCAGUACCAAUUCCUGAAGCUGGUCUUUGAGGACAAAACGCCCGUUUUUACGCGGUAUCCCGACGGACAGAAGGGAUUGGACUUCGCCGAUGUCUACAUCAAUGCAAUGGCCCGGAGCAGCAAGACCAGCAAGAUUCUGAAGGAUAAGUUACAGAACGACAAACCUGCGGCUAUCAAUAUGGCUAUGGUCUGUCUGCUGGUCAAUUUCGGUCGCAUGAACACUACCUUAAACUUCUUCCCCGAAAUGCGUGCUCAACUCCGAACCUACCACUCGAUUCCCUCACUACAAGCGCAUCAGGACUCCAACGCCUACAAGCAGCUGCAGGAUGCUCCUCGUCUCAAGUCCAUCCUCAAGGGCGCCUCGGAGGAUGUAGACCAACCGAAUACUUUGGAGAAGAUUAAGCGACAAAAUAUACCUCGAACCAACCCAGUGAACUUGAUAUUUGUCCUGGCGCAGUAUGCCCCCAAAGUGUCAGAAACACAUUUCUUUCCUCCGCGAGACUUCUUCGACCUGGUCAUGAGAUCUACACUUAGCAGCCAAAGUCGCGCUAGGGCGUUCCUUUGGCUGAUGUGGUGGUACCUAGAAAGCGAUUUCAGUCGUGAGGCUGCUCUGAACAAUCCAUUUGGUCCGGGUGUGGAAGGCGAGGGGUCCGAGGGUCUUCCUCUGAAAGUACCUCCCUUUGACAUCCUGACAGAGGAACAAGCCAGUGAGGAGAAUUUAGAUACACCUGAGGAACAGGAGUACGGGGAGUCUAAAAGACUAGAGCGCAAGCGCAUCCUGGAAGAAGAGGAACCACUACCGCGCAUUCCCAAGCGCCCCAAAAAAGAAUACGGCUUUGACGAAGAAUCAUUCGCAGGAGAUUACUCUGGUAUGGGAGGUCGUGGCUCUGCUAUGUCCACCCCUCUCCAUCCUUCUGCUAAACGCAGCUUGGAUGACGAGGACGAUGAUAUGACCCCUGGCCACUCUCGUCCGCGCCCUAAACAGGCCAAGCGGGAGUCAUCACUUAAUCGAGCUGCGGGCCAACAGCGACUCAUCUUGAAAACGAGGAUGGAACAUACACCUGAUGCUUCCCCCGCUCCUCCGGGUCCCAAUCAUCCAGUCCUUAAUCGCUUUAUUACAGAGCCCUCGCUUUCUUCAGCACCUACUAUGCGUCGGAUGCGGCCACUUACACAGCACCAGAUAGCCGUGGAGCAAAAUCGUCGGCAGAGGAUUGACUAUCUGCUGGCCAAACGUAAAUCAAACGCAUACCGCGUUCUCCGUGCUAAACGGGAGAGUGAGAUUCCUUUCGCGCGCUACGGUCGCUUGCUUCAGGGCCUGCCCGAGGGCUACGAUACAGAUGACGAAGAAACAUCAUGGGGCAAGGGUGGCCUCUUCCCAAACCCGGAAGAAGAGGAUGACUUUGGAGAAUGUGCAAGCGUCUUUCUCUCUGUAGUGCGAAAGGCUGCCCGCCGGCUCGACCGCUGGGAUUAUACAGAAGCCAAUGGCCCCAAGAAGGAUCGCAAGAGGGAGCGCGAGGAGCGAUACCAGGCCAAAGCAGCCCUGGAAGCUGAUGUACGGAACUCCAACAACCGAUCUCGUCCACGUCCUCGCCCUAGUGCUGCUGCCAAGCGCAAGUCUACGGGUGUUACAGGCACCCCUGGCACUACCAAGAAAGCCGCGGCGUCACAGGCUAAGGGCACACACGCCCAUCCUGAUGGGUUGGGAGCUGGGCCAUCAGCUGUGGGUACCCCAAGCUGGGACCCGGAGCACGGACCCGAGGACUACAUAGAGGGGGAGCUGGACGAUCUUGACCGCGAACUCCUUGGCGAGAAGAUGAUGGACGUGCCCCCCCGAGCCGAUGAGGAAGGGGACUUCUCUGACGAUCAGGACGACGAAGAAGAUGUGGACGGUGAUGAAAAUUCCUCAGCCUAUGAAGGCGCCAAUGGUUACGCACGACAUGAAGCCUCGUCCCCUGCCCCGAGGGGUCCAGCUGGCCCACGCGGGGAAGGUUAUGGAGACGACGCGAUGGAAGACUAA